UGACAGGGCCUCAAGCUACAGGACUUCAAGCACACACUGGUGGCACUGCGCGAUGAGGAUCAACGAGGAGACGGUCCUGGUCGGUGAGCGGGUACUGCUCGUGCCCUAUCGGAAGGAGCACGUCGAGCAGUACAACGCCUGGAUGCAAGACCCUUUCCUUCAAGAAGCCACAGCCUCCGAGCCUCUCACGCUGCAGGAGGAGUACGAGAUGCAGGCUUCCUGGUGGGCUGACGAGGACAAAUUGACAUUCAUCGUACUGCACCUGGAUCGGUCCGCCCCUGGCUUGGACGAGGAGACGAUGCGCAACCUGAGUACAGAGGAGCUGAUGGGUCGGUGCAAGAUGGCAGGAGACGUCAAUGUUUUCCUUUCAUCACUGGAGGAAGAAGAGCAAGAGGAGCAUGAAGGUCAAGGUCAAAGCACGAACCCAAGCAGCAGGGGCAAAUCGAUAGACAGCACUCGACCGCAGAUGAAAGGCGAGCUGGAGAUCAUGAUUGCUGAGCCAUCCCUCCGGCGCCAGCGCCUGGCCCUCGAGUCCCUCCAGCUAGUAAUCUGGUACAUCACUUCCUUUCCCACUCCUUGUCCUCCUCCCUCCUUCCCCUCAUCUUCCAACCUCAGCUCCUCUCCCUCUUGCCCCUCCUCUCCCGCCCUCCCUCUGCAUCCCUCCCACCUCUUCUGCAAAGUUUCCGAAAGUAACACCUCCUCCCUCGCCCUCUUCCAGCGCGCACCGCUGUACUUCGUGGAGCGCAGUAGGAGUGCAAUUUGGAAGGAGGUGGAGUUGGGAUUUCCUGCGAGUGCGAGCACGAGCCAAGGCGAGAGUGGGGCCAGGGGCGAGGGUAAGAGUGAGAGUGAGGUGUGGGCAGCCGAUCUGGCGAGCUGGGGGCCACGGGAGGUGAGACGGUGGGUGCGGACGGAGGAGUCGUGAGGGAGCAGGAGCAUCCAUCCGCCGUCAUAUGCAUUUCACACAAGUAGAGUCCCAUCAAUAGUCACCUCACGCGCGCUACAACUACACACUAUACAGACACGACACUGAACAUUGGCAAUUGGGUGAUACUGUAUUCUCCUCGACCGUGCUGUGAGAAGCCCGCUCCCUCGCCUCGCCUCGCCUCCCUGCUCGCCCACUUCCCGCCACUGUCGGCCAAGUGAAG
Messenger RNA from Microstroma glucosiphilum, 1145 nucleotides. RefSeq lists its product as hypothetical. Bases 53 to 922 code for a protein of 289 amino acids. The record is from RefSeq and is a predicted model, not a curated record. Gene Ontology annotation, molecular function: N-acetyltransferase activity. NCBI's taxonomy places the organism in Eukaryota, Fungi, Basidiomycota, Exobasidiomycetes, Microstromatales, Microstromataceae. Gene Ontology annotation, biological process: protein acetylation. The transcript is spliced from 5 exons.